AUGACAUCCGCAUCUCCACGACGGCCACCUCCGGCCUACACUGCACCUAGCACAUCCACUGUGCAUGCAUCAUCACCAGUCUACCGAGAGGUUGCAGCCACGGCGGCUUUUCCAGAUGCACGCAAGCUUGAGACAUCGUUCACCAUUCGGCCAUGUUCCGGACAAGCGUGGGUUGUGCGUGCGGGGCAGGUUUGCAGAUUGACCACCCCAAAAGGGCCGCAGGUGGGAGACUUGAACAUCUGGAAUGCAAACAACCCUCGGGAGCGCAUGUGGGCAGCUCGAACGCGGCAGAUUCAUAGCUCGCAUGUGUCUGUUGGGGACCGACUAUGGUCUAACCUUCCUUAUUUACGGCCACUGGUUACCAUCAUCGGGGACUCGCUGGGUGGUGGGCAGCUCGAUCAAGUGCUGGAUGUGGACGGCAAGAGGAAAGAAGGAAGUGAGUUCGGCACGACGAAAUGGGGCGGCCGUGUACACGACUUGCUGGGCACGCGGUGUGAUCCUUAUGUCAAUCUGCUGAUGGGCGGCGAGAGCUUUGACUUUCACUGCCACUCGAAUCUGACGCGAGCGGUUGUGCCGCAUGGAUUGACGGAACUGGACGUGCACGAUGUUCUCAACGUCUUCCAGGUGACGGGCCUAGACGAGCAGGGAAAGUACUUCAUGGAGGCGUCUCCAGCAAAGGCGGGCGAGUAUUUCGAGUUCUUUGCAGAGGUUGAUGUUCUCUGCGCAUUGUCGGCAUGCCCUGGCGGCGAUCUGUCGCAAUGGGGCUGGGAGGACAAGGAAGGCGGCGACAUGGCGGCCACGUGCCGUCCGCUGGGCGUCGAGGUUUACAGCGUUGCCGAUGUCGGCAUCCUGGAUGGCUGGACGCAGCCUGAGGCUCCUCAGUACAAGGGCAUGCACGGGCUACACAUGCCCACGCGAGAAGAGAGCUCUGGGUAUGUCGGGGUCUGA
Messenger RNA from Talaromyces proteolyticus, 948 nucleotides. RefSeq lists its product as uncharacterized. Lineage: Eukaryota; Fungi; Ascomycota; Eurotiomycetes; Eurotiales; Trichocomaceae. The record is from RefSeq and is a predicted model, not a curated record. Bases 1 to 948 code for a protein of 315 amino acids. The transcript has 2 exons.